This is a messenger RNA of Metarhizium robertsii ARSEF 23, 381 nucleotides long. Its product is annotated as outer membrane protein TOM13. Lineage: Eukaryota; Fungi; Ascomycota; Sordariomycetes; Hypocreales; Clavicipitaceae. The coding region runs from base 1 to 381 and encodes 126 amino acids. The transcript has 2 exons. Gene Ontology annotation, biological process: mitochondrial outer membrane translocase complex assembly; protein insertion into mitochondrial outer membrane. The record is from RefSeq and is a predicted model, not a curated record. Gene Ontology annotation, cellular component: mitochondrial outer membrane.
AUGGCCUCGGAAGAUCCAUCAAGUCACCUCGCCGAGUCUGGCAUCACUAUGCAUUCUGACAGCGAACAAUACUCCCCAGGCGAGGAGCUCUCCACCUCACCUGAGAGCUCGGGCUCUCCCGUCAUUCUCUACAAGCCGCCCACUGUUUUGUCAUUAAUACGAGGUGCCGCUAUCAACCUGCUGCUUCCUUUUAUCAAUGGUAUGAUGUUGGGAUUCGGAGAGCUAUUUGCUCACGAAGCUGCCUUUAGAUUAGGUUGGGGAGGCACGAAGGUCUUUCCCAUGUCACGAAGACGGGCGCACCCGAUCGGCCCCGGUAUUGAGGUCCGAGAGCGGCGACGAGGACCAGGACCUUCGUUGGAUGACUUGGCAAGCUUGGAAUAG